AUGAGAUGAAAGCUUCUUCAGAGCUAUAAUAGAGCUGAGCGUCACAGAAGGGCUCUCCGUUAUCCGAGUGGAGCUGCAUCUCACAUCAUCUCCAUGCGCAAAAGCGCGCACAACAAUGGAGAGGAACAGGACAUCAGACUAAAUCCACAGACAUGCACACGAUUUACAGCACUUUCUAACGCGUAUUGCAUCAGAGUUUAAGUGCGGAAACCACAAGGAAUUGCUUUUAUUAGUUUGCACGUGUGAGGUAAAGUUGCACGUGAUGGAUAAUCUACAUGCUUUAAUAUUCGCGCUCUCCAUAAGCGCAUCAUGGGGAUGCCAGCUUCCACACGACUGGAGACCUCAGACCGAAGCGUGCCGCGCAGAGCUGGCGGAGAUCAUCGUCUUUGCCAAGGUGCUCGCCAUCCAUAAGGAUACGUACAGCCUGUAUAACUAUCUGCCGUGGCAGCACGACACGGAUCUGCUGUUCUCGGCGGAGAUCGAGCUGCUUUGUGAUCAGGCGUGGGGCAGCAUGCUGGAGGUGCCAGCCGGAUCCAGGUUCAAUGUCAGCGGAUUGGGAUAUUUCCCCUGCUAUUCCUACAGCGUCAUGGAGAAUAACUCCUACUACUUCUUUCUGAGGAUGGAUGAGAACUACAGCAUCAUUCCCCAUGGUGUUAAUUUCCAGGAUCCCAUUUUUUCGGACACACCAGAGAACCACCGCAUGUUUGCCAGCUUGUUCCAGUUUUCCAACUGCACACCUGGCACACAGGUUCACACAUAUACCCCAGACUGGGAAAUUCAAGAGGACAACCGGCUGUGGUGCUCCAACGUGCAGAAGGCCUUAUUUGAAGAAGAAGAGAAAGUCAAAAAUCUAUCUCAGAAAGUGAAGACCCUGGAGAAGGCCAACAACCACCUGAAGGACAAGGUAAAGAAUAUGAAGCGUCUCUUGAGGCAGGCCAAACGAGAGACAAAAGAGUCGGUUCAAAGCUUCAAACAGCUUCACGAAUCCGAGCCAGAGUCACGACAUCCACAGCAGGACACCGAUCAGGACCAGAAACCCACUCUUAAGAAGAUCCUUCCUAAAAAACUCAAGAACUGAGAUCUGAUCCCUCCUCGAGGAACACCAGUUGUUUUUAUGGUCUUUCGUGGAUCUAGAAUAACAUUGAUAGACCAUGGGAAUCUGUAAAUGCAUGGUAUCUUUUACAGUAAGGGGUUCACAUGUAUAACGAAUCUUAUAUACUGUGGAUUGUCCUCCAUACUUCAUAUUGCACACUAUAUUAUAUCAUCAAAAGAACAAAAAUAAUGUUUUGAUAAGCAUCCAAGUGUCAUGGUCCCUAAUGAAAAUGUGAAUAUACUGAUAUGCAUUACAGCUUUCAACUACAACCUCCAUGUAAGGCCAAUACAAUCCCACGAAAUUUGGUAAUGUUUUAUGAAAACAAACUCAAGCUUUAUGUUUAGUAGCUGAUGUCACUGUUGAUCAUGGAGAGUUAUGAAUACAGAUGAGUGUUUUAUGAAUUUCUUUGACCAGGUGUUUAUACAAGGAACUAUCUUGGAACAGUCCAGUGAUAUUAGUUUCCAGUCUACAAAAACCUUGUCCAAUUUCCCAUUACUGCAAAAAAAAAUUCAGCAAGAAACAUCCAUCUGUCAGUAGAAGAAAGACCAAAAAAUUUGGUUUUAGGGUAUUAUGAAGAAGUGGUUUCAUUUGACCAUUUAUGGCUAAAAAUACAAUCUAGAGAGUCGAUCCAUCAGGAUUCCGCAAGUUUAGGAUCAGCUUUUGUUUUCCAUUUGAUACUUAUUCUCCAUUUAACAAUUCCAAGUUUUGUAUGAGUGUUUUUAUACUUGUGAAUAUGAGUUUUUAAUUACGGAUAAGGUGCUGAGCACCUAAUAUAUACGUAACCUUUACUCAGUGAAGCUUAUCUUGCCGUAAAAACAUUAAUCGUUUACAGAACUGUUUUUACUGACAUGAUUUAAUAUUUUAUAGGUGCUUAUGCUAAUGUUGUAAAAUGGUACAUAUUACCAUUUCAUGUUUAACACAUUUAUGCCAAUAAGUACUAAAAUAAACACA
Molecule: messenger RNA, 2044 nt
Organism: Misgurnus anguillicaudatus (oriental weatherfish)
Lineage: Eukaryota; Metazoa; Chordata; Actinopteri; Cypriniformes; Cobitidae
Gene: ccdc3b
Product: coiled-coil domain containing 3b
Source: RefSeq, a predicted model, not a curated record